This is a messenger RNA of Arabidopsis arenosa, 945 nucleotides long. NCBI's taxonomy places the organism in Eukaryota, Viridiplantae, Streptophyta, Magnoliopsida, Brassicales, Brassicaceae. The record is from the annotation of a GenBank genome assembly.
CAUUUUCAGACGAAAAAUCAGAAAUCAGAAACUCAGGUGAAUCAGAAGCAUGAUUCGAGUUACGAGACCAAAACCGAUUAUCGAAUCACUGAGUUACCACCUUCUACAAAGAUGCUCCGCAAGUGGAACUCCUAAAGGAAAGGCAAAACUGAAGACAGGUCAGCCAUUAAAGCGUAACAAAGUCGCCACCAAGAAAGGUGGUGGUGGCGGCGGCGGAGGAGCAGUUGGAGAUGGAGAGGAAGCGGUUAAAGGAAAAGGAAGAAUUUCCGAUGAGAAGCAGAAGCUUUACGAGCAAUGCUUAAACGCUCCUUGUCCUGUUCGUUACUUGACACCCAAAGAGAUCGAGCGAGAGGCGCAACGUGAGAAGCUAGGGUUGAUUAGUAAAGAGAAGCAACGAGAUAUGGAGAUCCAGAAGAAAGGAGGAGCUGCUUCAAUGGGAAUUACCGAUGAGCCGAUGCGAAUUGGUACGCCGGGUUUGGAUUACAUUUCGCUAGGGAUUUUCGAAGCUGAGGAGUUGCCGAAGUACAAGCUGACGGAAGAAGAUGGAGAGAGGCUUGCUAAGGAGUAUAGUAAAGUGUUGAUGAGAGAGCAUAGAGAGCGUCGUGCAGCUGAGACUGCGCUUUUGAAUUUGAAGAAAGCUGCGAUUGAGGCAUUGCCGGAGAAUCUGAAGAAGGCGGCAUUAGAACCUGAUUUGACACCGUUUCCGGCGAAUCGAGGUAUGGCUACUCUUACACCACCUAUUGAAGGGUAUCUUGAGAAGGUUAUGGAUGCAGCUAAGAAGAGUUCAAGUAAAGAGAAGUUGAGAUGAUUUCGUUUAAAGAAAGUGUAUGAAAUAAAGAGAAGUUGAGAUGAUUCACUAAAGUUGAAGCUUUAGUCAGAAUGAAGCAGCAACGAGACAGAGAGAAAUGCCAUAGACAGAAUCUUCAAGAAAUUGUCUCUAGGGUU